Messenger RNA from Brassica napus (rape), 2073 nucleotides. RefSeq lists its product as uncharacterized. Lineage: Eukaryota; Viridiplantae; Streptophyta; Magnoliopsida; Brassicales; Brassicaceae. The record is from RefSeq and is a predicted model, not a curated record. The coding region runs from base 1 to 2073 and encodes 690 amino acids. The transcript is spliced from 3 exons.
AUGACACUCAUUAAGUCUGGGCGCCUCCUCCACCAAUAUGUGGUCGAUGUAUAUUCUUCAAUCGAGGAAGAUCGUCUUCGAUGGCAUAGGCUCAAUCAAGACGUUCUAAGGGCUGAAUUAUACAGUAAUGUUUGUGAUGCAGUCGGAAAAGGUGACACCGAUGCAAGGACGGUUGGUAAGAGGUUUAUUCUACCACCGAGUUUUACUGGUGGGCCCCGUUAUCUGAUUGAGAAAUAUCAUGACGCAAUGGCGAUAUGCAGACAGUUUGGGAAUCCAGAUUUAUUCAUCACAAUGACGGCAAACCCAAAUUGGAAGGAGAUAAAAGACCAUCUAGCAGCAUACGGUGGUGAUAGCCCGAAUGACAGACCAGACAUUGCGUGUCGAGUUUUCAAAAUGAAACUAGACCAGCUGCUAGAUGAUUUUAAGAAGGGUACAUUCUUCGCCCCAUACACAGCAGCUCUUCAUAGGAUUGAGUUCCAAAAAAGAGGUCUUCCCCACGCACAUAUUUUGUUGUGGUUUGGAGACCACUCUAGGACACCCAGCCCAGAAGAAAUCGACAAGAUUAUUUCGGCGGAGCUUCCGGACAAGCAGAAAGACCCCGAAGCCUAUGAAUUGGUUGCAAAGCACAUGAUCCAUGGGCCAUGUGGACUCGAUAGACCUCAAUCACCAUGUAUGGAGAAUCAUGUAUGUGCGAAGAAAUUUCCCCGCCCCUUUACUGAGUCUACAUCAAUUGAUAAGUCUGGGUACAUAAUAUAUCGUCGCCGGAAGAACGAAAAUGCGAAUGUUUUAAAGGAUGGAAUUCUUCUAGACAAUGCUUCUGUCAUCCCUUAUAACAUAGAAAUCCUGAAGAAGUAUGCAGCUCAUAUAAACGUGGAAUGGUGCAAUCGGACAUCCGCUAUCAAAUACCUUUUCAAAUACAUCACAAAAGGAGUCGACAGGGCGACAGUUCUGGUUGAGAAAGGCCCCGACCCACCGCCAUCCGAGAAUGGAAGCGACCCCCAGACAUCCGAGAAAGGCAAGGAAAAGGUCAAGAAGGCAAGGAAUGAGAUAAAAGAGUAUCAGGACUGUCGAUACUUAUCCGCUUGCGAAUCCAUGUGGAGGACUUUCGCUUAUUCUAUACAUAAACGCCAACCAUCCGUCAUGAAGUUGGUUGUCCAUCUGGAAGGUGAACAUAAUAUCACUAUCAAAGAUACGGAUAACCUAGGAAGAGUUAUACAGAAGCCAGGCAUCGAAAAGACUAUGUUCACCGAGUGGAUGGUUCUAUGCAGAACAUCCGCAUUCGCCCGCACCUUAACGUAUGUCCAGAUUCCUGAGUUCUUCACAUGGAACAAUAGCUCAAAAGUCUGGUCAGAGAGAAAGAGAGGAACUUCAAUUGGUCGGGUUGUUACUGUACAUCCCGCUUCAGGGGAUCGAUACUAUUUGAGGAUACUAAUAAACAAAGUGAAGGGCCCGAGAAGUUACACAGAGCUUAGAACUUUCAACGGUGUCACAUACCCCGAUUUCAAAAGCACCUGCUGCGCACGAGGUCUUCUCGCUAACGAUGCUGAAUGGCACGAAAGUAUGGCCGAACUCAACACAUGGGGUACACCUUCUCAGUUAAGAGAAAUGUUUGUCACGUUGCUUAUCUACUGUCAUGUUGCUAACCCUAAGGAAUUGUGGGAUAAGUGCUGGAAAACCCUGAGUGAGGACAUCCUCUACAAGAAACGUAAGGAAUUCAAACACCCGCAGCUAGAAAUAGAUGAUGCUAAGCUCGAGCUGUAUACAUUACUUGAACUCGAGAAGGCUUUGCGGAACCAAGAACACACCCUUACGGAUUUUCCAGGAAUGCCUACUCCUGAUCCUCUCCUACUUAAAGAGCUAGGUAAUACUUUGUGGCAGCAAGAGCUACAGUAUAAUGUCGCCGAGGAGAAGAGUAGACAUGACACCCAGUACACGUUGCUCAACCGUGAACAAUUGGACGUCUAUCAGGCUAUUAUCGAGUCGACUCAAGAAGACUACGGGAAGCUAUUUUUUCCCUACUACUACCAGGCGGCAGGACUGCCCACUCCCGUUUCAAUAUCCCAAUCGAUCUAA